AGCUAAUGCUAUAUAACCAGGGUAGUUACACGGUAGUUACCUAACAAUUAAGAAGCGGCUCAAAAAGUGUGGAGACGUUUCUUUUUUCAGCUGCUUGUCAGUCGUCACCAAACAGAAAAAAAGUUCUAAAAAACUUGAAUAAAAAUUUGGUGACAUCGUAAAUUUGUACAUAGUGACGAAACUUGCUCCUUUGCAUCUUAGCUACCAACGACUUGCACAUCGCAACAAAUAACCAGCACCAGAUUCUACUAAAACGAAAUAAGCCAAAAUGUUUGGAGGAUUCGCACCACCUCAGUUUUCUAAGGAAGAGCUCGAGGAGCACGAGGCCAUAGCUACCGCCACCGUCCAGCGCUUCCUUGCUACUGCCGUUAUACUCUACUUCGCCCCGUUCGCGAUCGAUGCUGUGUCAAGUGUAUUCUAAGUUACCUCACUUAGGUAACUUAGAGCGCGCGCGCGCAAAUCUCCGUUUUACGAUUAUGAAACUAGGCAUAUGGCUUUUGGGUAUGACUAUGACUACCAAGUAAGGUCAUUGAGGUCGGACAAUAGUAGCAUGUCAUAACGACUCUCCUAUAAAAAUAGCUACAGGUCAUUGCGUUAGAUGACCAGGAAAAGCUUAGAGAGGGACGGUGCACGGAUAAUACAAUGGCGCGAUACCCUUCAGGUGGAUAAUGCAUGUAUAGAUGGGCGAGGGCUUUGGGGUUCAUGAUCCUAUAUAUUAUAAGGGAUUAUGGAUUGGCUUGCGAACCCUCGAAUCAUAAUGUCAUAUCACUACUUCCAUUACGUCGGAGACUUUAGAGAUUCGUAAAUCGCACAAAGAGUAGUUGGGAAACCCAAUGGGAAACCCAAGCUAGAGAUUCCUCUCUAGACUAUAUCAGGAGAAUCAGACAACCCUAAACGCCGGGCUUUUAUGUGGUUUCCUAUGACCGGCUCCUAUU
Molecule: messenger RNA, 935 nt
Organism: Hypoxylon fragiforme
Lineage: Eukaryota; Fungi; Ascomycota; Sordariomycetes; Xylariales; Hypoxylaceae
Product: mitochondrial outer membrane translocase complex, subunit Tom5
Exons: 3
Coding region: 269-421 (50 amino acids)
Source: RefSeq, a predicted model, not a curated record